AUAUAUAUAUAUAUAUAUAUAUAUAUAUAUAUGGGAACUGGUCUGGUAAAUGCCGAUUGUCCAAGUAACUGGAUCCGACAUGCGGAAUCCUGUUAUCUGUUUGUAAAUCACCACGUUGCCGACUGGAAUGGAGCCAUGUUCUUCUGUGCGAACAUGGACUCAAAAUUGGUUGAAAUCGAAACAUCAUCCGAGGACGCAUUUCUUAAUGCGCAUGCCCAUGACUUAGGAAGAGAUGAGAGACCAUUUUGGAUUGGUGGAUCUGACAUUGUACUAGAGGGAGAAUGGAUGUGGAUGACUAGCAAAAGAUUCAUUGAUUACCGUACUUACACAAAUUGGCAUCCUGGGCAACCAAGUAACUCAGGAGGACACGAGGACUGCCUAGACCUCGUACCCCCAACGUAUACAUGGAAUGAUAAUACUUGUUUUAAACAGGAACAUUUCAUCUGUGAAAAACUGCAAACCCAGAGUAAGACAAUCCCAAACAAGGAUAAGGUGUGUCAUUCUUCCUCAGAAUGCGCCAAGGAUAGCUGCUGCCGUGACGAGCAGGGAACUCUGGUAGAUCCAUCCGGGUUAUUUGAUCACGUGGGACCUGUUACCGAGGUACUCAAUGGCACCUGUGUUCCUCUCCACGCUCAGUUUGACGAGAAUUGUGGGGAAUCGUGUCCUUGUGACCUGACACAAGGAUUGGUGUGUGACAGAAUCGUCUCGGACAACAAAUUCACCCCGUCUAUUUGCAGACCAAAGGAUGUGGUCAGUAAAUGGACCAAUGACUUCCUGGACUGUUGGAACGAUGCUAAUUGUGUGCUUCCUCUGUAACUUAUAAA
This is a messenger RNA of Saccostrea echinata, 824 nucleotides long. RefSeq names its product galactose-specific lectin nattectin-like. Gene Ontology annotation, molecular function: signaling receptor activity. NCBI's taxonomy places the organism in Eukaryota, Metazoa, Mollusca, Bivalvia, Ostreida, Ostreidae. The transcript is spliced from 7 exons. The annotation marks the transcript as partial. The record is from RefSeq and is a predicted model, not a curated record.